Messenger RNA from Paramormyrops kingsleyae, 1384 nucleotides. RefSeq names its product protein kinase C and casein kinase substrate in neurons protein 3-like. Gene Ontology annotation, cellular component: plasma membrane; cytoplasm; endosome. Lineage: Eukaryota; Metazoa; Chordata; Actinopteri; Osteoglossiformes; Mormyridae. The record is from RefSeq and is a predicted model, not a curated record. Gene Ontology annotation, biological process: cytoskeleton organization; regulation of endocytosis; plasma membrane tubulation. Gene Ontology annotation, molecular function: protein binding; phospholipid binding.
AGAGAGAGAGAGAGAGCCACAUCAUCUGACACUGGGUGCCGACGCCAAAGAGUGAGGCUGUCCGGCAGAGAGAGGGAAACAGGGACUAAGAUCUCAAGAACGGCCGCAAGAAAGAGCCCCCAACCCUUAAGAAGUGAAAAGAGAGUAGUAAAGAAGCCAACUUUGAAACUUUGAAACUCCGAAACAUUCUCCAGCAUGUCGACCCUCCCGAAUGAAAACCCUUCUGAGGAUGCCAGCAACCAAAGCUUCUGGAUGCCAGGGAACUACCAGCGUUCAGUGCGGCGCACAGAGGACUCCUUCCAGGCGUGCGGCGAGAUUGUGGCGUGCUUCCAGGAGAGGGCGCGGGUGGAGAGGCAGUACGCACAGCAGCUGAGCGAGUGGAGCACCAAGUGGAAGCCGCUGGUGGAUGCAAGUCCCCUCUAUGGCUCUCUCCUGCGGGCGUGGCAGUGCUUCCUCACCUCUGCCGAUCGCCUGUCCAUCCUGCACACCUCCAUCUGCCGAUCCCUUGUGUCUGAGGAUGGGGACCGAAUGCGGACCUGGCAGAAGGAGACCUUCCACAAGAAAAUGUUUGGGGGCUUUCGGGAAUCACAAGACUUUGAGACAGGCUUUUCGCGUGCCCAGAAACCAUGGGCAAAGAGGCUGAAGAAGCUUGACAAGGCGCGCAAUGCCUAUCACAAGGCGUGCCGCAAGGAGCACGUCGCCCAAGACCGGGAAACCCAUGCCAGGGGCAACCCUGACAUCGCCAUCGAGAAGCAGAGGAAGAUCCAAGAGGAGAGGGAGCAGGCCAGGCUGGAAAAGGAGAAAGUGCGCAGCCGCUAUGAGAAGGUGCUAGAGGAAGUCACACGCUACGCCCCCCGUUACAUGGAGGAGAUGGAGUCCAUUUUUGACCAGUCCCAGGAAGAAGAGAGGAAGAGGAUAAGCUUUCUGAAGCAGGCUUUCCUUUCUAUACACAGGCACCUGGAUGUCACUAAUGAUGAGAAUGUGAAGGCGGUGUACAGUGAGCUCCACCACACGCUGAUGUCCAUCAACGAGCAGGAAGACCUGCGCUGGUGGAAGAAUAGCCAUGGCCCAGGGAUGCCCACCGACUGGCCGCACUUCCAGGAGUGGACUGCACCUCAAAAAAAGCAGAAGAAAGGAAAGAAGGAAGAACAGAAGAACCCGCCAGAAAGAACUGUGAUGAUUGGAGGGGUGCAUGUCAAGGCACUCUAUGACUACGUGGGACAGGAGCCAGAUGAACUCUCCUUUAAAGCAGGGGAUGAGUUCAUCAAGACAGAGGAAGAGGACGACCAGGGCUGGUGCAGAGGAAUGAAAGAUGGAGGCAGAGAAGGACUGUACCCAGCGAAUUAUGUUGAAGUUAUACAGUAACCUAGCUCUCAGUUCUUUG